Messenger RNA from Penicillium maclennaniae, 1194 nucleotides. Its product is annotated as putative mitochondrial carrier protein. The transcript has 3 exons. Gene Ontology annotation, biological process: magnesium ion export from mitochondrion. The coding region runs from base 1 to 1194 and encodes 397 amino acids. NCBI's taxonomy places the organism in Eukaryota, Fungi, Ascomycota, Eurotiomycetes, Eurotiales, Aspergillaceae. The record is from RefSeq and is a predicted model, not a curated record. Gene Ontology annotation, molecular function: magnesium ion transmembrane transporter activity.
AUGAGCCUGACCUCGCGAGUGCUCGGCCUGUUCUCGACAACAGAGAACUCGGACUCAAACACGAGUAAUGCACAUGAUCUUGCUGGCUCCACACUAAACCAGCCUACAUUCGGCUUCGAUGGCCAGAUAAUGUCCGGCGGCGCCGCCCGCCAUGCGCAGGAUGAUUUAAUAGAGGAGGAGCCCCGUCCGCCAUAUCUUCAUGCAAUGCUAGCAGGUGGUAUCGGAGGCUGCUGUGGUGAUAUGUUAAUGCAUUCGUUGGAUACAGUCAAGACAAGGCAACAAGGCGAUCCGACCUUUCCACCCAAAUACACAUCGAUGGGUUCAUCAUACGCGACAAUUUACCGACAAGAAGGACUCUGCCGCGGAUUAUACAGUGGAGUCACGCCGGCUUUCCUAGGAUCCUUUCCAGGUACCGUAAUAUUCUUCGGAGUGUACGAGUUCACCAAGAGGUUGAUGUUGGAUUCUGGGAUCAACCCCAGCGUGGCGUACCUAUCCGGUGGUUUCUUUGCGGACUUGGCUGCGUCAGUUGUCUACGUGCCGUCCGAGGUGCUUAAAACCCGACUUCAGCUGCAGGGCCGAUACAACAACCCGCACUUCCACUCAGGAUACAACUAUCACGGCACCACCGAUGCAUUCCGAACCAUCGUGCGGCGAGAAGGAUAUUCGGCCUUGUUCCACGGCUACAAGGCGACCAUAUUCCGCGACUUGCCGUUCUCAGCUCUGCAAUUCGCUUUCUACGAACAAGAACAGGCCUUGGCCAAGAAUGGCCGCGACCGCCGGCGGGAUGGCUGGUGUCAUUACCUGUCCGCUCGACGUUGUCAAAACACGCAUUCAAACACAAGUGAAUCAUAUCGAGCCUUCCACCGGGUCAACAAGCACGAAACACAAUGGCGAUCACAGACCCCACGCGGGAUCAUCGCAUUCCCACGGGUCACAUCCCCACUCGCGACCGAUUUCCACCUCAUCACCCUCCACCUCGGUCACACCCCGGGUACACCGCGAUUAGAUACAUCUUCCGUAUUCACGGGCCUGAGGAUGAUCUACCGCACAGAGGGAUUAGCGGGAUGGUUCCGCGGUGUCGGCCCGCGUGGUGUGUGGACCAGCAUCCAGAGUGGAACCAUGCUGGUCAUGUAUCAAUACCUCCUCAAGCAACUCGAGUCCUGGCAAGGGCUUCAAGCGGAAACGCCACUCUGA